AUGUAUGGUCUGAUCACAGUGGUCUGCCCUGUGAUCUGCUCUGAGGUCCAGACUGCAGAGUCCAGUCCAGGUUUUGUCGCGGCCUCUGUGUGCAGCUGCAGCGGAGCCUGGAGCCUGGAGCCGGAGCCAGUGAGAGACAGAAACACUAUGGCUGCCGCGCUGUCUCUUACUCAGCUCUCCAGUGGAAAUCCCAUAUAUGAUAAAUAUUACAGACAGGUUGAUCCAACAAACAGCGGACGAGUCGGAGCUCCUGAUGCGGCUCUUUUCCUGAAGAGGUCAGGCUUAGCAGAUCUUGUUCUGGGAAAGAUUUGGGAUCUGGCAGAUUCUGAACGCAAGGGUUCUCUCAACAAACAGCAAUUCUUUGUAGCUUUGCGCUUAGUAGCUUGUGCUCAGAAUGGCCUGGAGGUGGCACUCAAGAGCCUUAAUGGGGCUGUUCCUCUCCCCAAAUUUGUAAGUUUCUUCAUACUAUUUUAA
Molecule: messenger RNA, 474 nt
Organism: Knipowitschia caucasica
Lineage: Eukaryota; Metazoa; Chordata; Actinopteri; Gobiiformes; Gobiidae
Source: the annotation of a GenBank genome assembly